UUAGCUUUUUUAAGAGCCAAUCUCUGGUGCUUCUGUGGACCACAGACAGUGCCGUGUUGAGGAGAAAUGUGGGACAUGAGGUCUCUCGAGAAGAUGGUAAACAGGACAACUCUGAGCACACAGAGAGUGCUCCACCAACACAUUCUGGAACUAGGAGAACAGUUGUGUCCGUGGUCAUCUCUGAAUGCUAAAACGGAUGAGUACCUGAAAACUCCUCCAAACUCGGUCCAUUCCCGGCAGCCUUUGGUUGGAGGAAAACAGCCUGACGCCCCCACCAUGGAGGAAUUCAAACUGUUGGCAGAGGAGGCGAAACAUACUGCCCUUAGACUCCAAGAGGAGAGUCUGCGGGCCCAGUUUCAAGAGGCGCUUCGAGCGAGGGAUAGGCUAGAGGCUGAAGGGAGAGGAGAGCUCCAGGUAGAACUGCAGGCCCAGUUCAGAGCUCAUGUUGAAGGACUGCAGGCUCAGAUGGAGUGGGAGAAGAUACAGGCUGUAGAGGAGGCCUGCAGGAAGCUGAAGAUACAGCUGCAGAAAGAGGCAGAGGAGGCCAGAGAGAGUACUAUACAGACUAUACAAAAAGAAACGCAGGAGUGUGUAAGAAAGUAUGUGCAGGAGGCCGAGAGACGUGUGCAUGAGGAGUGUGAGAUGAAGGCAGAAAAAGAGAAGAGACUGCUACAGGAGAGACAUGAAGAGGAGAUAUCUGAACUACAAUACAGGCAACAGCAGCUGCAGGACAGUCUGGAGGAGGUCCGCAGGGAGCGCAUUCAGUAUGAAGCAGAGUUUAAGAAGGUGCAGGCCAGCUACAGACAGUUUGUGGACCUAACUGAAUCCUCCCUGCACUCUGAUUACCUCUUAAAACUUCGCAGACUGGGGAAAGAGCCGGGGCUCACGGACACUGCGACGCAGACUGAUGAGAUCACCACUUAACUGUGACCUUGUGAUAGCAGUGUUCUCACAUCAAAGUGUCUGGGUGUGGAGCAGUUUCAGCAGUGAACUAACAGCAGUGAAAUAAAGCACUUUAUACAUAAAUAUAAUUUUCUUUAACUAAAAUGCUGAUGUUGAAAAAGAAGUCAGCCCUUCUAUAUGGCAUGUGUUUUUUGAUGGAAUGAGACAGCGCUAAAAUAUCCUAUAGAUUUGAGAUAUUGUUUUGUAGUAAUCACUUAAAGGAAUGUUCAAGGUUCAAUUACAAGUUAAGCUCAUUCAAAAACAUUUCUGACAAUGUUGAUAGCAUACUUUUUUUUUUUUUUUUUUUUUUUGACGACUCCCUUACUUACAAAAAAAGAACUCAAACAUUGCGGUCCAUUGUGUUAAAUGUUCAUUGUCUUUUUUUUUCUUUUUUUUUUUUUUUU
This is a messenger RNA of Myxocyprinus asiaticus (Chinese sucker), 1346 nucleotides long. RefSeq names its product differentially expressed in FDCP 6 homolog. Lineage: Eukaryota; Metazoa; Chordata; Actinopteri; Cypriniformes; Catostomidae. The transcript is spliced from 6 exons. The coding region runs from base 67 to 924 and encodes 285 amino acids. The record is from RefSeq and is a predicted model, not a curated record.